AGGAGCUGAGGAUGGAAACCAGGGAGGAAAAAUCCCUGCAGCAGAACCUCUUGGAAGAGGCCGAUUUGAGCAGUUCCACAGUGCAGGAAUCCAACAGGGAAGAAAAGCCCCGGAGAUCCCGCAGGAGGAGGGGCUCCAAACCCAUCCCAGGGUGCUCUGAGGAGGAAAGACCCACCCUGUGCCAGAAAGGCGGCCGGAGAUCCAGCCAGGGCUCUGAGCUGGUGGUCCAUGAGCAGGUUCAGGAUGGGGAGAAGCCCUACAAGUGCUUGGAGUGUGGGAAGAGCUUCAGCCAGAGCACCAAACUGCUCUUCCACCGGAUGAUCCACACUGGGGAAUGGGCCUAUCAGUGUAGGGAAUGUAGGAAGGGCUUCAGCUGCAGCUCCGCACUUAUCAUCCACCAGUGCAUCCACACUGGGGAGAGGCCCUACGAGUGUCCUGAGUGUGGGAAGAGGUUUCGGAUCAGCUCCCAUCUCCUCAGGCACCAGCGGAUUCACACGGAUGAGAGGCCCUUCCGCUGCCCCGACUGUGGGGAGGGCUUCAAGCAAAACUCCACCCUCAUUGCCCACCGGCGCAUCCACACUGGGGAGAGGCCCUACGAGUGUAGGGAAUGUGGGAAGAGCUUCAGCUCCAGCUCCUCCCUGACCAUCCACCAGAGGACCCACACUGGGGAGAGACCCUAUGAGUGUGGGGAAUGUGGGAUGACCUUCAGAUGGAGGUCCCAACUGACCAUCCACCAGAUGAUCCACACUGGGGAGAGGCCCUACGAGUGUCCUGAGUGUGGGAAGAGGUUUCAGACCACCUUCACUCUCCUACAGCACCAGCGGAUUCACACGGAUGAGAGGCCCUUCCGCUGCCCUGACUGUGGGGAGGGCUUCAAGCACAACUCCAGUUUGUAG
Messenger RNA from Poecile atricapillus (Black-capped chickadee), 896 nucleotides. RefSeq names its product zinc finger protein 239-like. Gene Ontology annotation, molecular function: histone H3K4 methyltransferase activity; histone H3K36 methyltransferase activity; recombination hotspot binding. Gene Ontology annotation, biological process: positive regulation of reciprocal meiotic recombination. The transcript has 2 exons. Gene Ontology annotation, cellular component: nucleus. The coding region runs from base 12 to 896 and encodes 294 amino acids. The record is from RefSeq and is a predicted model, not a curated record. Lineage: Eukaryota; Metazoa; Chordata; Aves; Passeriformes; Paridae.